GGGAGCGUAUAUAAAGGCAGGUGGUCUCAGAGGAAGGGACACACAGCAAUCCCAACUAGAAGUGAACACGGGACCCUAACGUCUGCAAAGGAUUUUCCAACAACGCGUCUGCUUUUUCGAUUUCUUAACCCUGAAACUCGCACAGGAUGCUCUGCCCCAGCGUGUUCCAGCCCUCCCAGGUCAACAUGGGCCUCAUGCCCAUCAUGGACCUGCACUGGCCCAUCCGCAGCCUGUGGCCCGAGACCAGGCCCAUCUUCUACCAGAUGGAGCAGGAGAUGUUCCGCCACAUGCAGGAGAUGAGGCACAACAUGGAGUUUAUGGAUCGCCUUCACCAGAAGAUCUUCGAGGAGAUCGAGCAGUCUCACUCUUCCUUGAGCUCCUCCUCGUCCUCCUCCGUCUACAAGCCCAUCGCCUUCCAGGUGGGGAAGGACAGCGGCAACUUUGCCCUCAGCCUGGACACCAAGGACUUCUCCCCGGAGGAGUUGUCCGUCAAGCAGGUGGGCCGCAAGCUGCGGGUCAGCGGCAAGACGGAGCGGAAGCAGGACGACGGAAAGGGCUCCUUCUCCUUCCGUUGCCAGGAGUUCAGGCAGGAGUUUGACGUGCCAGAGGGGGUGGACCCCGACAACAUCACCUGCUCCCUGGCGGCGGGACAGCUGCAGAUCCACGCCCCCCGCGAGAGUAUCGGCGAUGGGAAGGAGAGAGUGGUGCCCAUCCAGUUCACCCCGGCCAUCACCUCCUCACAGAAGGACGAGGGAGCCGCCAGCCCCAGCCCAGCCUCCACAGAGACCUCAGCCAAGGCGGACUGAAAACGGACCCUGAACACCUUUUUUUUUGUCGAUUGUCAUUGUUUUAGUUUGUUGUCGUCAUAACCUAGCUGGCUCUGGAAAUGAUUCCACUCCAUAAACCCCCUGGUAUGGUUUGGUAAUAAAUAGACAAUGAAACCGCGCCCAUAUCACUGUUUAAUGGUGUGUUUUUCCUUCUGUAGAGGCCAAAAUAUGUUCGGACCUAUUGCCUCUAACUCUGUCAAAACAAUUCUAGCAAAGGCAGGAUUAGGUGGUAAAUACCUUUUGGGUCCACAGAUACUAUCCUUUACUAUGAUAUUAUGUAUUUACAAACUAAAUGAAAACUGAACUAAAGUAUAAACUGAACGAUAUUAUGAAGUGAGGAAGCAUUUCCUUACACAUUUAUUUUGGAGAAUAAACCUUUUUUUGUAAAUUA
Molecule: messenger RNA, 1218 nt
Organism: Gadus macrocephalus (Pacific cod)
Lineage: Eukaryota; Metazoa; Chordata; Actinopteri; Gadiformes; Gadidae
Gene: hspb9l
Product: heat shock protein, alpha-crystallin-related, b9-like
Exons: 1
Coding region: 147-806 (219 amino acids)
Biological process (GO): response to heat; protein refolding
Molecular function (GO): protein folding chaperone
Source: RefSeq, a predicted model, not a curated record